Hirundo rustica (Barn swallow) is the source of this 3545-nucleotide messenger RNA. It is a transcript of the gene MAP3K2, whose product is annotated as mitogen-activated protein kinase kinase kinase 2. The coding region runs from base 88 to 1962 and encodes 624 amino acids. NCBI's taxonomy places the organism in Eukaryota, Metazoa, Chordata, Aves, Passeriformes, Hirundinidae. Gene Ontology annotation, biological process: protein phosphorylation. The transcript is spliced from 17 exons. Gene Ontology annotation, molecular function: protein binding; protein kinase activity; ATP binding. The record is from RefSeq and is a predicted model, not a curated record.
CCGGCCUCCGCCGUGACAUAGGAAAUAAAAUAAUGCUAAUGAAGCAACCAUUUCCCUGAAGUUUGAGUUUUCAGGCUCACUGCCAUAAUGGAUGAGCAGCAAGCUUUGAAUUCAAUCAUGCAGGAUUUGGCUGUGCUUCAUAAGGCCAGUCGUCCUGUAUUGCCCCAGCAAGAAGCAGGAAAACCAAAGUCAUCUUCACCUAAAAAACAGAAUGAUGUUAGAGUCAAAUUUGAACAUCGAGGUGAAAAAAGGAUCCUGCAGUUACCAAGGCCUGUUAAACUUGAAGAUCUUGCAGCUAAAGCUAAAGUUGCUUUUGGACAGACUAUGGAUUUACAUUACAGCAAUAAUGAGCUUGUAAUUCCAUUAACCACACAGGAUGACCUGGACAAAGCUGUUGAACUACUUGACCGUAGUGUACAUAUGAAGAGUCUCAAGAUACUGCUUGUAAUACAUGGAAAUACACAGUCACCCAGUGUAAAUAACGUGGAGCCCUUGCCCUCACUGGAAGAUUUAGAUAAUACAGUGUUUGGUGUGACAGACAGAAAAAGGCGACUGUCUGUAAUAGGUUCCAAUACUCGUGAUAGGAGUUCCCCUCCCCCAGGAUACAUUCCAGAUGAGCUGCAUCAGGUGGCUCGAAAUGGAUCCUUCACCAGUAUCAACAGUGAGGGUGAAUUCAUUCCAGAAAGUAUGGAUCAGAUGCUGGAUCCGUUGUCUUUGAGCAGUCCUGAAAACUCUGGCUCAGGAAGCUGUCCCUCGCUUGACAGCCCGUUAGAUGGGGACAACUAUCCCAAGUCUCGGAUGCCAAGAGCACAGAGCUAUCCAGAUAACCAUCAGGAAUUCUCAGUAGAGUAUGAUAUCCCAAUAUUUGAGAAAUUUGGAAAAGGGGGGACUUAUCCCAGAAGAUACCAUAUUUCAUAUCACCAACAAGACUACAAUGAUGGUCGUAAAACCUUUCCAAGAGCCAGAAGGACUCAGGGGAACAACUUCCGAUCACCAGUCAGUUUCAGUCCCACUGAUCACUCGCUGAGCACCAGCAGUGGGAGCAGCGUCUUCACGCCGGAAUACGAAGAUAACCGAAUGAGGAGGAGGGGCAGUGACAUAGACAAUCCUACCUUGUCAGUCAUGGACAUCAGCCCACCCAGCCGCUCACCACGAGCUCCAACUAACUGGAGACUUGGUAAACUGCUGGGUCAAGGUGCGUUUGGCAGAGUAUAUCUGUGUUACGAUGCUGAUACUGGAAGAGAACUGGCUGUUAAACAAGUUCAGUUUGAUCCCGAUAGUCCGGAAACCAGCAAGGAAGUAAAUGCACUUGAGUGUGAGAUUCAGUUGCUGAAAAAUCUGCUGCAUGAAAGAAUUGUUCAGUAUUACGGCUUCUUGAGAGAUCCACCAGAAAGGACACUCUCAAUAUUCAUGGAGUACAUGCCUGGGGGUUCCAUCAAAGACCAAUUGAAAUCGUAUGGAGCACUCACAGAGAAUGUGACUCGUAAAUACACUCGGCAGAUUUUGGAAGGAGUUCACUAUUUGCACAGUAAUAUGAUUGUCCAUCGAGAUAUUAAAGGAGCAAAUAUUCUGCGGGAUUCAGCAGGCAAUGUGAAGCUUGGUGACUUCGGUGCCAGCAAAAGACUGCAGACUAUCUGUCUCUCUGGUACGGGAAUGAAGUCUGUCACAGGAACUCCCUACUGGAUGAGUCCUGAAGUUAUUAGUGGAGAAGGGUACGGCAGAAAAGCAGACAUCUGGAGCGUAGGUUGCACAGUGGUAGAAAUGCUCACUGAGAAGCCCCCAUGGGCGGAGUUCGAAGCCAUGGCUGCCAUCUUUAAAAUUGCCACUCAGCCAACCAACCCCCAGCUCCCUCCCCACGUCUCCGACCACGCUCGGGAUUUCUUGAAACGGAUUUUUAUCGAGGCCAAGCUGCGACCGUUUGCAGACGAACUGCUAAGACACACGUUUGCACACUAUCACUAACACCUGCCUCAACUCAGCUUGCAUCUACUGCAUUUAUUUUCUAUUUGACUGCACUUUUCUUUUUUAUUUUUUACAAAGAAAAAGGAGAAAAAAGACAAGAGAGAGAAUAUUCUCUUGAAUCUUUGUUUCACUUAGAUUGUAAACAAUCUAGAUUUUGUAUCUAAAAUGAGAAUCUUCUCUCCCCACCUCCCACCAGGACUAGAACGUUUUGUUUCUAUAAUGUGCUGAUGUGGUUGAUGUAGAUAAAGCACUUUAGUACAUAUUUGUUCCUUAUUUAAAGAGGAAAAAAAUUACAAAUGUUUGGACAGUCAGGAACUGUUGUGACUUUUUCUGACACCGCUGACUGACUCAGGGUGCAGGGAAAAAUAGACAUGCAGCUAAAGGACAAGAAGGUUAGUUCUAUGUGAUUCUUAUCUAUAUUGUAGGUACUUGCAGCAGAGAGUUCUAAGUUCUUACUGUAUUUUACCAUUUAAUCAGUUUCUGGAAUUUACAGUUUAAGCAGGAAUGUACAGUUCUGAGAGAUAAUUGAUGAAGCUGGAAGAACUUGGAACUCUUUGUGCAGCAGCAUGUCUAGCUGGUACUUCUAUGUGACCAAAAGAAAACAACAAAAACGAGCUCGAAACUGAUGUACUAGUUAGAGGUUUUGGUGUAGAUUUAUUGUAUUAUCUUAACAGGAAAAUAAUUACAGGUAAACAGAUGGGCCCAGACUUCUAGAAACUACUAUACUGCAAAGGGGAAAUUUUCCAUGCUAGGCAGGGGUUACCUAUUGGAUGUACAUAGUUAGGAGAACGCCUCCUGCUCUAUCUGCCAAAGAGAACCUCUGUUGCAUAAGCUUUGAGGGAGACAGUAAUCUUAGCUGAUGAAAAAUACUGAUGUUGAGGGUCAGUUCUCUUCCACAGUCCCAUGAAUGGCUGCAGGGGAUAGGGAGUGACUAAUCCUUGUGCAGUAUAUGAGUUACUGGAUUCAGAAUGAGCUGUAAGAAGUGUUUUCAAAGCUGUUGUGAGGCGCUAGGAUGGAAUGUAUGUCAACAUCAAGUGCCUGAACAAUAUAAAAUUCUUCCUAGUCUGCACUAAAAAAGAUUGGUUUAGUAAUGCAGGUCAGUCAUCUAGGAUGUGUUGAAAAUUCCUGAAAUAAAGUCAAACAUCUCUUCACAUCAGGAAUGAGACACGGAGAAAGCUAAGACUCCAGUUAUAUUUUUAAUAAGGUUGCACUGAUGAAUCCUAUGAAGAAGGAGGCACAGCACAGAAAAUUGUACAAAGAACAGGCCAAAAGUGCAGAGAGAGACAGCAAUUAAAUAACAUGAGUGUGAUUAUUCCAGCCUGAUAAUCCAGAUGGGUGUUUGUCAGAUUUCCAACUGUCAUAAAGUGUACGUUAAUUACUUUUUCUAUUUCUGAAAGUGCAUAAUAAAAUAAGUAAAAAUCUGAAAUACUGCUUCUCAGUUGAGAAGCCCAGAUGUACUGAUCAGGUGUAGUGAAUAACUGACUUUUCACAACAGAAAAGUCAGAGUCUCAUAUUUUUGUAGAAGAACAGAACAUAAUUUAAAGGGGCAUUUGGAAAUAAACUAUUGGACAACAGAACUGAAA